AUGACGACCACGUCCACGUCGUUCGCGACGCGCGUGAGCCCUCGCGCGCGCGUGACGGACGCCACGCGCGCGCCGAGCGUUUUCGCUCAAAAUCCGGCGGCGGCGCGAAAACGCACCGUGACGCCUCACGCGCGCGCCCGAAGCGCCGACGCCAGGCUCGACGACGCGCUGGAGUACCUCACGGACCUCUACGCCGACUCGGACGCUCGAGUCGAUGGUGCGCGCGCGCGAGCUCGCGAGGACGAGGCGAUGGAGCGCCUGGGGUUAGCCGAGGCGGCGCGCGAGGCGAGAAAGCGAUCGUCCACGCGCGAUCUCGGGGCGAAGACGUCUUACGGGGUGACGAGAGUGAACUUUGGCGCCGUGGUGGAGUGCGAGGCGAGCGCGGAGGCGGUGUACGGAUGGUGGACGACGCCUGCGGCGCUGGCGGAGACGUUUCCAGAGCUGACGCGAUGCGAGGCGACGCCGGACGGCCGCAGAGCGAGGUGUGAGUGGGCGUUCGCGGUCGAUGACGUCCAGAAGAUGCGUGGGAGAGAUGGUGUGGACGCGGUUGAGAGACACCUCAGUUUGGUGCGCGUGACGGAGAACGAACCGGGAUCGAGCGCGACGUACGAGGCGACGGCUGGCAUGCCCGUCGGCGGCGCCGUCGUCGUCACCUCCACAGGUGCCAACUCGUGCACGCUCGACAUUGACGGCUGGGUACACUUCCCCCUAUCCUUGACGAGUCAAACGGGCACGAUGGCGGUGGGCAUGGAUGCGCAGAACAAGUUUUUUAACUCCUUGACAAAGUUCAAGGAGUUGUGCGACUCUGGCGGCGUCCAGAGCGCGCUGGACGACGUCAAGGCGCGCGCCGAGGCCGCCACCGUCCCGGGCGAUCGCAUCACGUUCAACUUUUCGGCAUAG
Messenger RNA from Ostreococcus tauri, 900 nucleotides. Its product is annotated as Polyketide cyclase/dehydrase. The record is from RefSeq and is a predicted model, not a curated record. Bases 1 to 900 code for a protein of 299 amino acids. NCBI's taxonomy places the organism in Eukaryota, Viridiplantae, Chlorophyta, Mamiellophyceae, Mamiellales, Bathycoccaceae. The transcript has a single exon.